AUGUCAGCUCGGGGUUUCAGCAGCUCUCGGUCUCUCGCACCUACCAUCCUCCAGAGUACUCUCGCAGCUCGAGCUACAAUCAUCACAAGACCUUCGCGUGCCUUCGGCCACGCAUCGAUUGCUCCACGCUGCGGGCAACAGUUCAACUCAUCUCGACCGAGCAUCGUCGCUACUUGUCUCAAGACGGUUCAGUUUCGCACCAUGUCGACCGAAAUCCCAUCUCAGAUGAAAGCCAUCUUGGUCAAGGAUGGCAAAGGUCCAUCCGACAACCUGUAUCUCGGCGAAGCGCCCGUUCCCGAGCUCGGCGAGGACGAGGUAUUGGUCAAGAUCAAAGCAUUCGGCCUUAACCGCAUGGAUAUUAUGCAACGUGAGGGAAACUAUCCUUUGCCUCCGCAUGCGCCGCAGAUCAUGGGCGUCGAGUUUUCUGGCCAUAUCGUAGCCACUAACAAGCCCAAGGAGAUCCAAUGGAAGGUCGGACAGGAAGUCUUCGGCCUUGCCGUUGGCGGCGCUUACGCCGAAUACAUUAAGGUUCCUUCGCGCAUGAUCUUGGAAAAGCCGGGCGAGCUCGACUGGGUGCAAGCAGCUGCGAUCCCGGAAAACUACCUGACCGCUUUCCAAGCGCUGCGAACGAUUGGAGGACUGCAACGGGGCGAGGAUGUGUUGAUACACGCCGGUGCUUCCGGUGUCGGUCUCGCUGCGAUUCAGCUUGCACGUGCGUUUGGCGCCGGAAAGGUCUAUAUCACAGCUGGAUCGGAAGACAAGAUCAAGUUCUGUCAAGAGGUCGGCGCAGACAAGGGCUUCAACUACAAAGCAGUCGACUGGGCCGAAGAGCUGGCCAAACAUACCGGCGCCAAAGGCCCAGCAGGCUCAGUCGAUGUGAUCGUCGACUUCAUCGGCGCACCAUACUUCAACGGAAACCUGCAGAGCCUGAAACGCGACGGUCGAAUGAUCCUACUUGCCUUCAUGGGUGGUGCAAAGAUCAAGGAGACUGUCCUUGCACAGAUCCUAUUUAAGCGUCUGCGAAUCGAAGGAUCUACGCUUCGUUCGCGCUCCGUCGAAUACCAGAGCAACCUUGUGCAAGGCUUUGUCGAAGAAAAAGGCCUUGAACGUCUUAUCUCUGGAGCAUCCAAGGACGCCGAUAGCAACGAUGCAAGCCAUAGGCUUGUGAUCCACAAAGUGUACUCGUGGAAGGACAUCAAAGAGGCUCACGAUGAGAUGGAGGCUAACAAAAACAUUGGCAAAAUUGUCAUCACCAUCGAUGAUGCCUGA
This is a messenger RNA of Mycosarcoma maydis (corn smut), 1269 nucleotides long. RefSeq lists its product as uncharacterized. Bases 1 to 1269 code for a protein of 422 amino acids. NCBI's taxonomy places the organism in Eukaryota, Fungi, Basidiomycota, Ustilaginomycetes, Ustilaginales. The transcript has a single exon. Gene Ontology annotation, molecular function: oxidoreductase activity. The record is from RefSeq and is a predicted model, not a curated record.